AUGCAAGGAUCCGAUGAGCCUCUAUAUGAAGCUCUCGCACGUUUCAAAGCUCUUCUCCGCAAAUGCCCGAACCAUGGUUUUGGAAUAGACCAUCAGGUAGGAAUCCUUUAUAAUGGGUUUAAUGAAAAAAUCUCUAGUUUGUUGGAUUCAGGGGCGAAUGGGGGAUUCUUGAGGAAAGGAGGAGUUGGUGCUAUGGAGGUAAUCGAUGAAUUAGCUACCAAUAGUCGGGGUUGGUCCAAAGAGAAGCAUAAAGCUGAAGGGCUAGAUGCAGUGAAGAGAUCAUGCGGGAAUGAGACAUCUCAAGAAUUGGCAUCCAUCAGAGCAAGAAUUGAAAAAUUAGAAGCUCCAGGCAAAGAGGGGAAUGCCAUCAAAGAUGUCAAAUAUGUCCAAAAUGGGGGUGAUCCCAACAGGCUUUAUAAUAAUAAUUAUCGCCCUAAUCAGGGGGGUGGGUUCAAUCUAGGCAAAGAGAAAGGAGUGGAGCCACCUACCAAGGAAGACAAAUAUGAGGCUGGCAUCCAAAAGAUCUUGGAGCUAAUGUUAGAGGAUAGAAAGAACAACGAGACCAAGAUGGGAGUUGUAGAGGAAAGACUAACCAAGCUUGAAUCUGGGUUAAACACUGUUGUCUCCACUGUGUCCAUCAUUAAGUUACAAAUGGAUCAAUUCCAAAAGAAGGCAGUGGAAGAUAAAGGCAAGGCUGUUGCCAAGGUUGUCGGUACCAACAAGGAUGAAGCCAGCACCUCCGGAACGAGUUUUAGGGACUGUCCGACACCCAGCGGACCGCCGCAUACGUUACAGCGGGCCGCCACUGGGGCACAGUUUGGAUCCUGCCCGACGCCUACGGACUGCCGAAAACCCCACAGCGGCCCGCCACUGAAGAGGCAGAGGCGCCCGCCAAGAAGGAAUUCGUGCGGCACAAUGGGAUUUGAUAUCAUCCAAAAGCAAAGGACUGUCAAGCAGAGGGACCCUGGCCAAUUCAUCAUUCGUUGUUCCAUUGGGAAUGGCAAGGUAGACAAGGCUCUUUGUGAUCUUGGAGCUAGCGUCAACAUAAUGCCAUGGGAGUACUACGAGAAGCUCAACAUCGGGCCGCUCAAAUCCACAGAUACCUGCUUAAGGAUGGCCGAUAACACUGCGGUAAAUGCGGUAGGGGUAAUUGAGGAUGUGUUAGUAAAGGUUGAUGACUUCAUAUUCCCUAUCGAUUUCUUUGUUUUAGACAUGAAAGUUGAUAAACAAGUUCCUUUGAUUUUAGGUAGAGGAGAAAUCACAAUAAGUGACCAUGGAGGAAAGUCGACCUACAACAUCGAAAGCGCGAUGCUUAAGUAUGAAGAGGCGAAACAAGCUAAGAUGGAACAUGAUUGCAGGGAGGUCAUGGUGACCGAUUUGUCUAAGCCUUAUGAUCCAUUUGGAGGGGAAGAUCUUUCUAACCCUACUAUUUUCAUUGUUAACACUUUACCUCAAGCUCCUAAAAAGGGCGAGCCUAAUCCUACUAAGCCUACCUUGCAGGAAAAGCCAUGGAGAAAGAAGAGGAAGAAGACUCCACCUCAAGAUGACCCCGAAAUCUACGUGAUCAAAACCUCGAAUGGAAAAUUCAAUUGA
Molecule: messenger RNA, 1593 nt
Organism: Salvia hispanica
Lineage: Eukaryota; Viridiplantae; Streptophyta; Magnoliopsida; Lamiales; Lamiaceae
Source: RefSeq, a predicted model, not a curated record